GUGUGUGUGAGUGAGUGAGUGUGUGAGUGUGUGAGUGAGUGUGUGAGUAUGUGAGUGUGUGAAUGAAUGAGUGAGUGAGUGUGUGUGUGUUGGGGGAGAAGGGGGUAUAAAGAGCUGGGGUGGUGUACAGGGCUUUGGAACAGUACAGAGUGUUAUCAACAACUGUAAGAGGAAGGAGGGGAGUGUGAGUCUGGGAGAAAGUCUCGAGUGCGGAACCUUCCAGAUGUUCCCCUUGCAGGGAAUUUUACUGGUGGUGUAGUUCCCCUCCUCAUGUGUGAAACUAUCCUGUGUGACGCUCUGCUGGCACUCUGACCUGGUGCUUCUACAAGCACACACACUGUGACAGGACUGGCGCACACACAUUCACACACACAGGGGCAAUCUGUACAUAAACUUUGACAAACAGCACUCCAUGAAGAGUCGGAGGGCACUGACAGCUCAUACCCCACUCUUUCACAAACACACACGCAUACACUCACCCGCAUACAAACUACACACACACACACACACACACAAGCAUCUCCCUCUCCACCAUCCCUCCUCUGUGGAGGACAUAGGGUAUAGUGUGUUGUGUGUGUGUAACGUGUGAAAUAUUUGAGGGUGUAUAGUCUGUGGCAAAAGCCGUAAUCACAAUUAUUAUCAUAACCAAUAGUCCGUAGAUUCGUCAAACAAAGAGAUACGUUUGUGAAUAAAUAAUUCAAGGAAGAAGCAAUAAUAAAAGGAAAUAUAGCUGCAAGUGGCGACAGUGGGUUCUCAGGGAAUAACAGACCUGGUGGUGGAGGCAGAAACUCUGGGGCCCUGGUUUGGUCAUGGAGGCAGAAACUUGGGGGGUUCUCAAGACCAGGCUUGAUAAGGACACUAAUUCGCUUUUGGGCAACCCAAGCAGUAGGGACACUUUAGUGGUAGGAAAAUGUGAGCAUUGCUGGGCUGAAUGGCCUGUUCUCGUCAUUCUGUUAUGUUGUGUGUGUGUGUGUGUGUGUGUGUGUGUGUAUAUAUGUGUGUUUUCAGGGUUUCCAACUGCGGAUCAAGAUGACAGAAGGAGCAACUGGCAGGGGAAGCCAAGGAGGACUCCCCUACAGGUCCUGUACGACAGCGACCAGUCAGCUCUCUCUCCGGUGCAGGCAUUGCACCAGCGUCGGCGGGAGCUCUUAGAGCAGGAGUGCCAGGCUCACACCAGGAAGAGGCGCGUCCUGAUCCCGGAGGACCUGAAGCACCUGGUGGUGGAUGACCAGCACAGGCUGCUGUACUGCUACGUGCCCAAGGUGGCCUGCACCAACUGGAAGCGCGUUCUGAUGGUGCUGACGGGGUCCGGCCGUGACCGCGAGCCGCUGCAGAUUCCCGCCAGCGAGGCGCACCUGCCCGGCCACCUCCGCUCGCUCGCCGAGUUCCCCCCCGCCCAGAUCAACCGCCGCCUGCGCACCUACCUGAAGUUCCUCUUCGUGCGGGAGCCCUUUGAACGCCUGGUCUCGGCCUACCGCAACAAGUUCACCCGCAGCUACAACACAGCCUUCCACAAGCGCUACGGCACCAAGAUCGUCCGGCGCCAUCGACCCCACCCGCGGCCCGAGGCCCUGGAGCGGGGAGACGACGUCUCCUUCCCGGAGUUUGUGUCCUACCUGCUGGACCCGCGGACCCAGCGGGAGGAGCCCUUCAACGAGCACUGGGAGCGGGUGCACGCACUCUGCCACCCCUGCCUCCUGCACUACGACCUGGUGGGCAAGUACGAGACGCUGGAGCAGGACUCCGGCUACGUUCUGCGGCUGGCCGGGGCUGAGGAGGUCCGCUUCCCUGCCUCCGGGAAGAACACGCACACCACGGGGGAAAUGGCCGCCAAGUUCUUCCACAGCAUCAGCCCCCUCUACCAGAGGAAGCUGUACAACCUCUACAGGAUGGAUUUCCUGCUCUUCAACUACUCUGCUCCGGCCUACCUGAGUUUCAGAUGAGGGCGGAGGCUUCCUUCUUCGUUUUUAGACUGUGUGUUUUAGAUUACCAUUGUGUUUUGGUUGUAUUUGCACAUCAGUGCGAUUGUGUGUACACGCAUGCACAUUGUUUCAAGGUGUGUCUGCGUGUGUGAAUAGGUUUAAGUACGUUGGGUAUGUUGUUAGUCACGAUGCCUUAACUGGGAAACACUUGUCUAGCAUUCAGCCACCAAUGACGUUAAGUGGCUGAAUGACCACGUCAUUCUCACGGUCUACACAAAACUGAAUGCUAAAGUGUUAAUUCAAUCAAAUUGCCUUUGAACCUUGUGUUUGGGAGCACUAAAGAGUGUGGAAACUGUUUACAUAUGAGCCAACUGAGCCACUCCCUCUGCUGUCUGCACACGCUUUAUAUGUUUUUAAUUUUUUUAUCUUUUUAUGUUUUUAUCGGCGGCCUGACAGCAAGGUCCUGGGUUCAAAUCCCCGUCGGCCGGGGCCUCUCUGUGCGGAGUUUGCAUGUUCUCCCCGUGUCUGCGUGGGUUUCCUCCCAUAGUCCAAAGACAUGCAGGUUAGGCUGAUCGGAGAGUCUAAAUUGCCCAUAGGCAUGAGUGUGUGAGUGAAUGGUGUGUGUGCCCUGCGAUGGACUGGCAACCUGUCCAGGGUGUAUUCCUGCCUUCCGCCCAAUGUAUGCUGGGAUAGGCUCCA
Conger conger (European conger) is the source of this 2621-nucleotide messenger RNA. RefSeq names its product carbohydrate sulfotransferase 13-like. The record is from RefSeq and is a predicted model, not a curated record. Gene Ontology annotation, cellular component: membrane. NCBI's taxonomy places the organism in Eukaryota, Metazoa, Chordata, Actinopteri, Anguilliformes, Congridae. The transcript has 2 exons. Bases 810 to 1943 code for a protein of 377 amino acids. Gene Ontology annotation, biological process: proteoglycan biosynthetic process; carbohydrate biosynthetic process. Gene Ontology annotation, molecular function: sulfotransferase activity.